Molecule: messenger RNA, 1685 nt
Organism: Emiliania huxleyi CCMP1516
Lineage: Eukaryota; Haptophyta; Isochrysidales; Noelaerhabdaceae
Exons: 4
Coding region: 1-1617 (538 amino acids)
Biological process (GO): proteolysis
Cellular component (GO): plasma membrane
Molecular function (GO): serine-type endopeptidase activity
Source: RefSeq, a predicted model, not a curated record
AUGCUGCCGCCGCCUCUCGCCAAAGCUCUCGGAGUGGGAGGAGAGCCCAAGGAGUAUCUCCAGAUCGAGAAGCUCAACGAGAAGCUCACUUCCUUCGAGUACUCGCUGCGAAAGGCGUCUGUGUCUCCCGCUUCCGCCACACGCGAGCGCGCGCGCCAGUCGCUGGCGCGGCAGUUCGGGUCCGAGUUCGCCGCCUUCGGGCUGGACGCGGCGACUGUGGAGCGCGUGCUCGAGGCGACCAAGGCAUACCGCAAAAAGGAGGAGCGGCUGACCUCCCAGAUCGAGAAGAAGCUGAUGGCGGUGCGCGCAGACAAGCUGCUCGCAAAGGGGGGCGGGAAGGGCGGCGGCAGCAAGCACGCGGAGGGCGAGGCGUCGGCCGAGGGGGAGGAGCAGGGCGGCGGCUUCCUCUCGGGCGGCGCCCAGGUAUUCGCACGCAUGGGAGGCGCGAUGGGCAGCAGCGCCGCGAUGAAGGAGGUCUCGAGGCUGCAGCAGCAGCAGAUCGAGCUCGAGCUCUCCUUCCUGGCGAGGCUGUCCGAGAUCGUGUCCAAGGACCAGGCCGCCGCCCUCGCGAGCGUGCUCCAGCCCUCCUCUUCCCGCGCGAAGGGCGUCGCCGGCGGGCAGGGCGGCGGCGCGGUGUCUGCGGCGGCGGCAGGCGAGUCGCUCGGCGGCCGCCUCGACGCGCUCAACGCGCUGGUCGACGCGGCGACCGAGGCGGCGAGCAAGUCGAAGCACGUCUACGUGCUCAAGUUCUUUGGCGACGUGACCGCCUCGCAGGUGGCGCAGCUCCGGCAGGAGAUCACGGCGGUGCUGACGAGCGCGGAGGCUGAGGAGCGGGCGGACGAGGUUGUUCUCGUGCUCAACACGGGCGGCGGCACCGUCACAGGCUACGGCCUCGCCGCGUCGCAGCUGCUUCGCCUCAAGGAGGCGGGGCUGCCCCUCACCAUCUGCGUCGAGCAGGUCGCCGCCUCUGGCGGCUACAUGAUGGCGUGCGUCGCGGACCGGCUCGUCGCGUCGCCCUUCGCGGUGCUCGGCUCGAUCGGCGUCAUCACGGAGCAGCCGAACGUGUACGAGCGGCUGAAGCGCGAGGGGAUCUCCUUCUCGACCAUCACCGCGGGCAAGUACAAGCGCACCCUCACCCCGACCAAGAAGGUGCUCAAGCUAUUCAAGGGCUUCGUCGCGCAGAACCGGCCCUCGCUCGACAUCGACAAGAUCGCGACCGGCGAGACGUGGCGUGAACAGGUGGACAAGCUCGCGACGGUGGACGAGGUGCUGCUCGACUACGUCGACAAGGGUGCGCAGGUCUUCGGCCUCAAGUACACCGAGAAGCCGCCCUCGCCGCUCGCGGCGCUCGGGAUCGGAGGCAGCGCCGGCGAGGCGGCCCCGCUCGCGCAGCUCGCGCUGUCGUGGCUCCUCGCUCGCGGCCGCGACGGCGGCGGCGAGGGCGCGGCGCUGCUCGAGGCGCUCCGCAAGGGGUCGGCGUCGGGAGACGCGCUGGGCGCGGCGCGGCUCCAGUCCACGGAGCCGCCGUUCCUCGCGGCGCGUCCGCGCGACGCCGCUGAGCCGAUGGUGCGGUGGGGCGAUGCAGAGGGAAGCGAGAGCGACUCGUGGCACAUGUAAUUUGUGCUUGUGAGGUUUGCUCCUCUGAGCUCUGUUUCAUCUCAGCAGUAAAGAAAAGGAGAGGAAUA